Molecule: messenger RNA, 782 nt
Organism: Solenopsis invicta (red fire ant)
Lineage: Eukaryota; Metazoa; Arthropoda; Insecta; Hymenoptera; Formicidae
Product: cytochrome c oxidase subunit 4 isoform 1, mitochondrial
Exons: 4
Coding region: 158-664 (168 amino acids)
Biological process (GO): mitochondrial electron transport, cytochrome c to oxygen
Source: RefSeq, a predicted model, not a curated record
AUUAUCGAUCGACUGACGAACAGAUCGAAAUAAAUGGGCAUCUGAUUUAAGUAGUAGAUGCUAACCUAACCCGUCUUUCAGCCAUUUUACUUUUACUUCUUACGCAAAAUUGAACCCCGAUAGAGAUUGUCGCGAACAUUCGCGAUCGACGUAAGUAAUGGCAGGCAGACUGUUUGCGAGUCGCUUGCGACCUGUCAUUCAGUUCCAAAGAUGUAACCUGAUGACAAUGGACAGGGUUGGUAAUAGGGAUGUGGUUGGCUUUGGAUACAAUGGCGAACCCUCCUACUUGGACAGAGUGGACUUCCCCUGUCCUUCGGUUCGUUGGAAAGAAAACACUCCUGAUAUCAUGGCACUGAGAGAGAAGGAGAAGGGUGACUGGAAGAAGCUAUCAAUCGAGGAAAAGAAAGCCCUGUAUCGUGCCAGCUUUCGCCAAACGUUCAGUGAGAUGGAAGCACCCACAGGAGAAUGGAAGGGCAUUGUUGGGAUGGCCCUUCUAGUAGUGAGCUCUGGCAUAUGGCUCUAUUUGUAUUUCAAGACAUUUGCUUAUCCACCAUUGCCUGAAACAUUCACACUAGAGAGACGAUUGGCACAGUUGGACCGUAUGAAGAAACUUGAUAUGAAUCCAAUUGAAGGAUGGGUCGGCUCACGAAAAAAUUUAAAUUAAAUUUAUCUGUACUAUUAAAUUAGUCGUCAUGUACAGUAUCUCGUUUCCUGGGCGCUUGUAUAAUAUGUACAAGUGGCGAGAUUUUAAUAAAUGCCAUGUGCGAUUACAUUAGAGUGCA